AUGUCGGAACCUGACCUACGAAGCGAUAUCCCAAUAGCUGAAUCUACCAUCGUAGGAGUAAUAUGUUCAGACACCUUCAAUUUUGGUGAACACAAGGGUCCGAUUUUCCCCCCAGAAAUCUCGGACAUGUUCAUCGACGCAUUGGGGGAGGAUUAUGACCACGCCACACUCGCCGCGUGCUCCCUGACAUGUCACGCGUGGGUACAUCGGAGUCGGUUCCACAUACAUUCCUCCGUCAGAAUCGACAGCUCUAGCAAUUUCUCGAGACUCAAGGAACUGUACUCGCCAGAACGGGGACUCGCCAACUACGUCAGGAGUCUGAGCAUUGAUGCCUGCGAUAUGCAGGGCGAUGGUUUGCCCGCUCCUCAUCCAUGGAUCGCCGACAAUAUCGCACUCUUGAAGCACUUCACCAAGGUGAAGCGGCUUGCAUUGGAUGGACUUAGCUGGAAUGAUUUAACGGACGAGACAAAAACUACCAUUCUCACGAACUACCCAAUGGUCGAUGAUCUGUGGACGUCAACCUGCGAUUUUAGACACCCUAGGCAUCUAGUCACCCUCUUGCAGGCAUUUCCUAACAUCAAGAGCAUUCGCAUGGAGGCAUUAAUAACGGACACAGUGGAAUGGGAGUUGAUGGGAGACAAUACCGGAUCCAAGUUGCAUUUGCAGUGGCUGGACGUCGGAGACGUAUGCACCAUGCCCAGCGUUGUAACAAAGUGGGCUAGCAGUUAUGGAAAUCUUUCCAUCGAGAAUAUUCAUAUCUCCUGGAGCCAUGAGGAUCCCAAAGAUUUGAGCUGUCUACUUGGAUGUGCCGGUGCAUCCGUCAAGACACUUUCUCUUACCUUGGACAGUUGUAUCACAAGUCACCUAGUCGGUUCAGGCUCCGUGCGCAACCACAUCAACCUCAGCCAAAAUACUGGAAUCCACUCACUGAAAUUAUAUCUCCGCCUCGAAUCAUGCGACAUCCCAAACUUGUCUUGGAUUUCGGAUACCCUCAAGUCUGUUACAUCGAGACAUCUCAGUCACAUCGCAAUUUACAUGGCGGUUCUGCGAGUAGACCACUUGAUUCAUAUCGAAUGGGACACUAUAGACACUGCGCUCUCUAACAAACUGUUGGAAGGACUGACGGAUGUCACAUUGUGUAUAUUGCGGCCUCGCAAGCCUCAUGAAAGCGACGAGACGUCAGCGUUUCCUAGGGACUGGAUGGCGGAGAAGCUUCCCAAGCUCAUGGGCCGCCGCACAGUCACGACGGUAUUCGAAGAACAAGAUACAUGA
Molecule: messenger RNA, 1272 nt
Organism: Postia placenta MAD-698-R-SB12
Lineage: Eukaryota; Fungi; Basidiomycota; Agaricomycetes; Polyporales; Adustoporiaceae
Exons: 3
Coding region: 1-1272 (423 amino acids)
Source: RefSeq, a predicted model, not a curated record